AAAAAGGUGCAUUGUAUUCUUCCAUUCCAUGACAAUGCUCAUGUUGUCUGUGUGUCUGUGAAUGCCGCUUUGGAAUCAUACACAUUGAUCGGAACCCUCAUCAUCAUCAUCAUCAUCAUCAUCAUCAUCAUCAUCAUCGCCGAUUCCCCAAAUUCAUCUUCAUGCAAUGAUUGUGUAUAAUGGAGCUUGAUUUGAACCAGGAGCCUUUGGACCCAACUUACACUUCAGGUGUUGAAUUGGGUUCUUCUACAGAAUCUGCCCAUGUUCAUAUAGAGGACCAUUUUAGACACCUGGAAGCAGUAACUUCCAGAGCUAGGCAGCGCCUGAGGUUGACGCCGGUUCACUCUCCGAUUCAGAUAACAAACUUUUCAGGAGAAGCCACCACAAUAGCUGAUGUUCCUGGCGAAGCGAGGGAGCGCAGGGAGGUUGAGGAAAAAGUUGUUGAAAGUGGGAGAGGGGUGAAAAGGAGUGGUGCGGAUUUAAUAGCGAAAGCUUUGGGGCUGGAAGAACCAGGUGCGAGUAAGGGAGGGAGCAGCACUGGAAACUUUUUUGAUUGUAAUAUAUGCUUGGAAAUGGCUAGAGAUCCUGUUUUGACAUGCUGUGGUCACUUGUUUUGUUGGCCUUGCUUCUAUAAGUUGUCUUAUGCUUACUCAAAUGCAAGGGAAUGCCCUGUUUGUAAUGGAGAGGUUACUGAAGCAGAUCUUGUUCCUAUUUAUGGAAAAUCAAGUUCCAGUGGCGAUCAUCGGUUGGAAUUGGAAGAAGCUGGUUUGAGCAUUCCUCCUCGACCCAUGGCACAAAGAGUUGAUGGUAUUAGGCAGCAGCUGGUAAGGCAAGGAGCAUCUUCCUCUAUAGUCCGUCACAUCUUGCAGUUUCAUAACCUUUUUGGUGGAGAGCGAGUUCAGUCAGAAAGCCCCAAUACCGCAGCAACCGAUAGAAAUAAUGUUUCGCGCAUUCAAUCUCAACCGCAGACAGACAAUAAUCAACAUCCUGAUUCUAAUCCGAUUUCAAGGUUGUUAGUGCAAAGAGCUGCUUCAUUUUCAUCCAUUUCAUCAAGAUUAAAUUCUGCAAUGGAUUCUGCAGAAAGACUCGUUCAGGACCUUGAAUCAUAUAUCCAUCGCGACCAUACAGGAGAAAGCAGGCAGUUAAAUCCUCCUGAUGCUGAUAGAAAUCCAACUUUUAGUGCUACUGCUACAAACCGGUCAGAGAGUCUGACUCAAGAUGUUGCUGCAGCCAAUUCUGCAACUGCAACUUCUGUGUCUCCUAUAAGCAGUAAUGUUGACACAGUUGCUGUUAUAGACUCAGGAAUUCAGACAACAGAUGAUAAUGUACAGAUUAGGCCCUUAGACCCUUCUACAUCUUCAUGGAGAACUGAUGUUCCAAGAGAGCGCCGAAGAAGAUUGCGAUGAUGGGGAUUUGGAAUACACUCACUAAAGGUUUCUGGCUUAUAUGCAUACUACAAGUUACUCUUCAUACAAAAACUCAGCUUCUUUGAUAAAACAAAUAUAUUUUCUUAGCUAUGUAUAAAGUGCCAAUUUUUCAUUCAACAGAUAUGCGGAUGUUUAGCACAUCACCAAUGUCUUCUUUUGUUCACUAUUUGUAAUAGGCUCAGGCAGAUAUCUUUCUCUUCUAUUAGGGAUCUUAUAUGAAUGAUCAUUAUGUUUGCAGCAGCAUGGUGUGACAUUUCUAUAACUACAGAGCUAGUAAUCAAUGUGCCUGCAUAUAUUCUUAUAUGUUCAUAAUAGAUUGAUCUUAGUCUUCUGAAUA
Molecule: messenger RNA, 1764 nt
Organism: Lotus japonicus
Lineage: Eukaryota; Viridiplantae; Streptophyta; Magnoliopsida; Fabales; Fabaceae
Exons: 2
Coding region: 180-1406 (408 amino acids)
Biological process (GO): ubiquitin-dependent protein catabolic process
Cellular component (GO): endoplasmic reticulum
Molecular function (GO): ubiquitin-like protein conjugating enzyme binding; ubiquitin protein ligase activity
Source: RefSeq, a predicted model, not a curated record